Messenger RNA from Amaranthus tricolor (Joseph's coat), 8848 nucleotides. RefSeq lists its product as uncharacterized. The record is from RefSeq and is a predicted model, not a curated record. Bases 366 to 8408 code for a protein of 2680 amino acids. NCBI's taxonomy places the organism in Eukaryota, Viridiplantae, Streptophyta, Magnoliopsida, Caryophyllales, Amaranthaceae. Gene Ontology annotation, cellular component: 90S preribosome; nucleolus; small-subunit processome. The transcript is spliced from 31 exons.
UUAGUUUAACAGAUUGAUCAGCUAUGGAACCGGCAAUAUCCUGCUCCCGUGUCCUCUUCAUCAAGUCGACUUGCAUUUUCUGUUAAGGCGCGCACAAUUCUACAAGUACAAGUCUACAACCCAUCUUCCAUUCUCCAGCCCACGCCGCCAGGAACUUCUUAAACCCUAAUUCUCUUCCGUCAACCACCCUCCAAGCCAACCGCCACAAUCACCGGCUCACACCGCCAGUAACUCCACUAGAAGAUUUUUGGAAGGGGUUGAGCAUCUCUUGGGUGUGUUAUUUAAGUACUUCUCGCUUCCUUGAAAAACAACCUUCCAAUUCUGUAAAUCUUCUUUGUCAAAUCUUUUAAACAACCAGUCCAGUUAUGGCGACGUCCAGGGAAGCCAUGUCAGUAAAGUCUCUCAAUACUACUCCAGGCCGCCGAAAUCGCCGUUUUGUGUUCAAAUCAUUUGCACAAAGAAUUGAAGAGUUAGAAAUCGACGUCUUCCGAUGUUUGGAUACUAUUAAACCCGAGCCUUCUUCUGGCUCCUCUUUUUUCCUGGAUUGUUUGAUUCAAUGGAGGGAGUUGAAUACGGCCGAGGAUUUUAUAUCAUUCUAUCUAGAAAUGUUUCCGCUUGUUCAAACUUUGCCUUUGGUGCUGUUAAACAAGGAUGCAAUUAUUUCAAAACUGCUCUCUAGGUUGCAUUUGAAAGCGCGGCUUUCAUUAGAGCCUAUUCUCAGGUUGAUUGCGGAAUUAUCAAGAGAUCUACUCGAAGACUUUUUACCCUUUCUUCCAAAGAUUAUUGAUUCUUAUUUGACUCUUCUCAAAGAAGGCUCUGACCGGGAACCAGAUAUUGUUGAACAGUUAUUUACCUCAUGGUCAUAUAUAGUGAUGUAUCUACAGAAGUAUCUCACUCAAGACGUUGUUAAUGUUCUCAAGGUCACAGUCAAAUUGAGAUAUUAUCCCAAAGAUUUUGUCCAGGAGUUUAUGGCUGAAGCUCUUUCAUUUUUGCUGAGAAAUGCAUCUACUGAGCAACUUAUAAAAGGUGUUCGGAAGAUUCUACGUGAAGCUGCACGGAAACCAUCUCAGGCUAAGAAAACUGGAGUUGCAGCUCUGCUUUGGCAUAUUAUGAGAGGAACAUCGUCCAAGUUUCAUUCACGUGCAGAUCGAAUGUUGCAUUUAUUGAUAGAUAAUAGCACUUUGAGUAUAGGUGACAAGUUUGACCAAGGAUCUGACACUGUUAUUGAAAUUGUGAUUACUGCUUUUGAAAGAUGUAUGGAGUUGAAUCCCAAUGAUCUGAAGCUGAUUUGGGAUUGCUUGUAUAAGGAAAUUAAUGGUUGUGUUACUGGUGAAUAUUCUCAACAUUUAUCUCGUCUGUUAUCAGUGCUUAUAUUGAUUAUCUCUGCUGAUCGCGGUCGGAAAGUUAGUGAUUUCGAGCCUAUAUUGGAAUUAGUUGGGUUGCUCAUGCGACAAUUUGUUCUACCGUAUAUUAGUGGUAAAGCAGAGGGGCUGGUAUCUGAAGCUGCUGAUAAAAUCUUUCAGCUCAUGCUGUGUGUUACUGAUGGCAUUUAUAGUAAUAAAAAUUUGACUGCUCUUCCCAAAAUUUCCCUUCAGUGGGCUCCUAUAUUUCAAUUAAGGAACUCAAGUUUGCUUACAUUUCUGAAAGAGUUUGUCUUGAAGGAUUAUGCUAUACUUGCAUUCCGAAGUAAUAUUCUAAGUGGUUGCUUGAAUGUUUUGGGUAUAUCAAAGGGAGAUGCUCUACAUUUGAUGUUGACAUUUUCUGAAAGGUUUCGGGACAAAACAGGAAGUUUCAAUGUACUGGAAGGAAUGUCCGAGGAUGUGGUUUUCAUGGCCCGUCAUUUCUUUCAGGAGACUAUCAUCAAUUGGAUUGAAUUGUUAAAGAGUAUAACACAUGGGGAUAAGUCAUUUAUUCAAGUAGAUGAAGGCAAUUUGGCUUUACUAUGGGGGAACAUCUGUUGCGUACCCUAUUUCCUAUAUGCUGAGAGGAAUGGUUUUUUGAUGGACUUAGUGGAUGUAGUUGAUCAGUUAUUGAUAGCUGAAGCAGAUUUUGCCGGAGUUCCUGAACCAAUCUGGCAGGGCCUAGUUGGUGCUGCUUUACAGAGUUACCACAAUGCUGGAAAAACUGAAAGUUUUGAACUUGAAGAUACCAGGAGGAUUUUGGAUAUUGGAAAAAGGUACAAAUCGUCACGAAAAAUAGUGUCAGCUGUAGCAGAUUACUUGGAUUUAAGUUAUGGGUCCAACAUUCAAACUAAGAGCAAUGCUGUUAUAAAACAUUCCAAGCUUGAAUCCGAUUCGAUAAAUGUUUUGAAUGUGUAUUCAGAGAACCUUUACAGUCCUGAAAAGGAACUUCGUGUUUCAACCCUCAGAGUACUGUGUCAUUUGGAACAUUUGAACUACGUAUCGUUGAGGUCAAAGAAGGUGGAUGAGCAGUUGAUGGAUGUAGUAGUUUCUGAAGAAAAUCAGACCGGCACCUGUUAUUGCAAUGUGUUUGAACUACUACUCUCAAUUGAGGAAACACCCAUUUCAGUGGCUACCAGUAGAAAACUCACUUUGCUAGUCUCUAGAAUACAAACGUCUCUCUCUGCUCCAGGGACACCUGAAGUAUAUAUACUGCCUGCUUUUUAUGGCAUUAUUGGGCUUUUGUUCAACCAAUUCAAGGAUUUAUCAAAUUCAUGUUUAGAGUGCCUUUCUGCUUUGAUCAAGACCUAUCCUGCGCUGCUUUGGGAUAGAUUUAUCAGUUUUUUUGAGCAACAGCAGGCCAGUUUCUUAAAGAGGCAGGUGUCAGACAACUCAAACAUGGCAUUAUCCUGCGAGACCACUGAUUUGCUAGAACGCUUUCGCAUGUUUUGUGGCUUAUCAUCAUGUGACAAUAAUUGCUCAUCGAUAUUGUCGAUGCUUCUCCAAGCUUUGGAGAAGAUGCCAAGUGUUACCGAAUCUCAUUCUCGUCAAAUAGUCCCUUUAUUUUUGAAAUAUCUUGGUUACAAAGAUGAAAACUCUUGUCUGGGAUCGUAUGACUCAUUGACUUGUAUGGGAAAGCAUUGGAGAAUUAUGCUCAUGGAGUGGCUAAAUGUUUUAAAAUUAAUGAAGAAUUCCAGAUCUUUAUACCAUAGUCAACUAUUGAAAGACGUUUUGGUUUAUAGGCUGCUUGAUGACAAUGAUGCUGAGAUGCAGACAAAGGUGUUGGAUUGUCUCUUGAAUUGGAAGGAUGGGUUUUUGCUCCCAUAUGAGAAGCAUUUGAAGAAUCUUGUCAAUUCAAAAUAUUUGAGAGAGGAACUUGCUACUUGGAAUCUGUCUGAAGAGUCUAAUUUUGUACAAGGAGAGCAUAGAGCCCAACUUGUUCCUCUGGUGUUACGAUUGCUUAUGCCGAAAGUUAGAAGCCUUAAAACACUUGCUUCAAGGAAGCAUGCAAGUGUGAGCAAUCGAAAGGCUGUGCUGGGGUUUAUCGCUCAACUUAGUGUUUCUGAGCUUCCUCUUUUCUUUAAACUAUUGAUGAAGUCUUUGCAAUUUACUGAACUUGAUAAUGGUGGAACGGAAGGUUCUGACGAAAGCAGUGUGGAUGAAUUUGAAUCGUCUAGUUUACUGAGUCUUUUCACCACAGAGAAGAUAUUGGCAAUUCCCUGGAAAAAGAGGCAUGGCUUUCUUCAUGUGGUUGAAGAAGUUUUAAACAUUUUUGAUGUUUCACGUGCUAGCCCAUUUCUUGACCUCUUAAUGGGUUGUGUUGUUCGAAUACUGGAAGUCUGUGCUUCCAAUAUUUUGAGUAGAAGUAAUAAGCAACUUGCUCACCCUUAUGAUUGUUCUGAAAUCACCUUGCCAGACAGUGGAGAGGAAGCUGUGAGCCAUGAUGUGUGUAUAAAUGUCAAGCAAUCCAAAGAUGUGAGAUCCUUAUGCUUGACAAUCAUUUCCUCUGCUCUUAAAAAGUAUGAGGACCAUGAUUUCGGCUCUAAAUUUUGGGAUAUAUUCUUUAAGGCAGUCAAGCCUUUAGUUGAUGGAUUUAAGCAGGAAGGUUCAAGUAGUGAGAGGCCAAGUUCUUUGUUUGUUUGCUUUCUUGCAAUGAGCCAGAGUCCGACUCUUGUAUCUCACUUAUGCAGAGAGAAGAACCUGAUUCCAGACAUAUUUUCAUUUUUAUCCGUUCCAACAGCUUCGGAUGCUAUAGUUGAUAGUGUUUUCAAAUUCAUUGCGAACCUUCUAAGUCUUGAACCUGAGCUUGGGAUUUAUGAAAACACUGUCAAGAAAGUUCUACUUUCAAACCUUGAGGGUCUUGUUAACAAUCUGCAUCACCUUUUCCACAAUAAUACCGAGAGAAAAAGGAAGUUGCUCAAAAAUCCAGGGGAAACUGUGCUCAGAGUUCUCAAAAUGGUGUCAAAGAUCAUAAAAGAUCAAACAGUAGCAAGAAAGUUUGCGGAUGUCUUGCUUGCCUUAUCAUCUGAUGGAAUUAAAAAUUCUGAUGUAUGUAUGGAAGCUCUGCAGAUCUUCAGAGAUAUUGUGCCGGCAUUACAGAGUGAAGUUAGCAAUAAAAUCUUCAACGCCAUAUCACCCAUGCUUAUUUCUGCUGAGAGGAACUUGCGCUUGUCAAUAUGUGAGCUUUUUGAUGCAUUAGCUGAAAAUGAUUCAUCCAUACGCUCUACGGCCAAACUUGUCUCUGAAUUAAAUGCAAUUUCUGCAUUGGAAAUGGGUGACCUUGAUUUUGAUGCCAUCAUCAAUGCUUAUGACAGAAUCACUCCCGACUACUUCUUUGGUGUUGGAGAGGAUCAAGCAAUAGUGAUACUGUCCCAUUGCAUUUAUGAUAUCAAAUCCGAAGAAUUAAUAUUGAGGCAGAGUGCGUAUAAGUCGUUGCUCUCAUUUGUUAAUUUCUCUGCUAUGAUAAUUGAAGGAGAGAAAAUGGUACUUAAUGGAAGUUAUUGGAAUAAUAGUCGCGUUCAGCAUAUUGUUAAUAAAUUCCUUUUGAAGCACAUGGGAGAUGCAAUGAGCAAAGGAACAAGCAUGCGGAAGGAAUGGAUUGACUUGCUGCACGAGAUGGUCCUAAAGCUUACAGGAAUUCCAAAUCUUGGAACUUUGAAGGUUUUGUGCAGUCAAGAUGCUGAGGUGGACUUUUUCAACAACAUUGUUCAUUUACAGAAACAUAUGAGAGCUAGGGCAUUGUCACGCUUUAGGAACCUUGUUGGAAAUGGGCAGCUUUCUGAGUUGAUGUUGAAGAGAGUAUUCAUCCCUUUCUUUUUCGGUAUGUUGUAUGACUUGCAAACGGGAAAGGGAGAACAUCUAAAAAUUGCCUGCAUGGAUACCAUUGCUUCUAUAUCUGGUCAAUUAGGAUGGAAAUCAUACUAUGAACUACUAAUGAGAUGUUUCAGGGACAUGGCAAAGAAGCCUGACAGGGAAAAAAUAUUGUUACGUCUUGUUUGUUCUAUUCUUGACCAUUUCCAUUUUUCUGAAACCUUUUCCUCACAAGACUCUGGACAUGCUCACAAUGAUGUGAUUGAGAACGAGCCCAAAGAAAAACCUGAUUCAGUUGUGAUAACCAGACAUACCACUUCGAGUUUGUCUACAAUACAGGCCUGCCUUGAUGGUAUGGUGCUGCCGAAGUUGCAAAAAUUGCUUGUAUCUGAUCCAGAGAAAGUGAAUAUCAUUAUCAAUGUUGCUAUAUUGAAAGUUCUUCAGUUACUUCCUGGGGAUACUCGGGAUGCUCACCUUUCCAGUAUCAUUCAUCGAAUAGCAAACUUCCUGAAAAAUCGUUUGCAAAGCGUCCGUGAUGAAGCAAGAUUAGCUUUGGUAGCAUGUUUGAAGGAGCUUGGUUUUGAGUACCUUCAACUUGUAAUCAAGGUCUUGAGGGCAACACUGAAACGAGGGUUUGAGCUUCAUGUUCUGGGGUAUACUCUCAACUUUAUCUUGUCAAAGGGUCUUCCAGAUUCUGUUGGUGGUGUUCUAGACUACUGUUUGGAUGAACUCCUUACUGUGGUAGAUAAUGACAUUUUUGGAGAGGUAGCCGAGCAAAAAGAGGUGGAAAAGAUUGCUUUCAAAAUGAAAGAAACUAGAAAACAAAUGUCUUUGAAUACUCUUACAUUGAUUGCUCAAAAUGUCACUUUCAAAACCCAUGGGCUGAAGGUACUCUCUCCAGUAACUGCUCAUAUGCAGAAGCAUUUGACACCAAAUUUAAAAUUAAAGUUGGAGACUAUGCUCACUCACAUUGCCGAGGGUAUUGAAAGAAAUCUAUCUGUUGAUCAAACUGAUAUAUUUAUUAUCAUAUACAGCCUCAUUGAUGAUUGGCUAUCUGAUGAUAACCUUAGGCGUGAGACAUUAUUAGUAGAGGGUUCGGACAAAGAUAUAUUGCGUGAGGCUAGCAAUAAAAUGAGUUUGAAAUUUUAUGUUGGGACUGAACCCCAGUGCUCGUAUCUUAUCACAGUCUUCGCGCUUCAAUUACUUCACAAGCGUAUGAAAAAGAUCAAAUUUGACACACAAGUUCUUUCAAUGCUGGAUCCCUUCAUAAAGCUGCUUGUUUCUUGUCUAAAGUCCAAGUACGAAGAAAUAAUUGCUGUUGCCCUCAAAUGUAUAUUUCUGUUGAUAAGAUUGCCUCUUCCUUCUCUGGAAUCUCAAGCUGACAUGAUAAAAGUUACAAUAUUGGACAUUGCUCAAAGUUCAUCUAAUGCUAAUAGUCAUGUGAUGCAUUCCUGUCUAAAACUAUUGACAGCCCUGCUCCAGAGCACCAAAAUUACACUUUCUUCUGAUCAAUUGCAUGUUUUGAUCCAGUUUCCUCUUUUUGUUGAUCUUGAAAAGAAUCCCACUUUUGUUGCCUUGACACUUUUAAAGGCAAUAGUACGACGCAAGCUUGUUGUCCAUGAAAUAUAUGAUCUAGUAUUGCAAGUUGCUGAAAUGAUGGUCACCAGUCAAGAGGAAGCCAUUCGCAAAAAAUGCAGUAAGAUAUUGUUACAAUUCUUGCUGCACUAUCAACUUUCUCAAAAACGCAGGCAGCAGCAUCUUGAUUUCCUUGUUGCUUAUUUAAGGUACGAGCAUGCCACUGGGAGGGUGGCUGUGCUGGACAUGCUUGAAACAGUUAUUAAGAGAUUUCCUGUGAGCAUAAUAAAUGAGCAGGCAGAAACAUUCUUUGUCCAUUUAGUGCUUGCUUUGGCCAAUGAUCAUGAUAAUCACGUUCGCUACUUAAUAGGCAUUGUUUUAAAGCAUCUUAUUGACCGCAUAAGCCCACAAACACUUGAGUCCAUCCUUAGUAUUUGCCUUACUUGGUAUUUGGGGGAGAAUCAACAGCUGCGGAGCCCAGCAGCACAGGUCCUUGGAUUUGUUGUUGAAGUGACAAAGAGAGGUUUUCAGAAGCAUAUCAAAGAGGUACUGCCUGUAAUGAAAAUGAUUGUGCAGUCUACCUUUGAUGUAUUAAAUGGCGGGCAGCUUAAUCUUUUAGACCAAGACACAAUUCCGCUUUGGAAAGAUGCUUAUUACUCAUUCAUUUUGUUGGAAAAAAUUCUUACACAGUUUCCAGACUUAUUCUUUUCUAUGGAUACAGAGGAUAUAUGGCAAGCAGUCUCUGACUUUCUUGUGCAUCCUCAUCCAUGGAUUGGUAACAUAUGCAACCGUCUUGUUGCAUUAUACUUUGAGCAGAUGGGAAAGCAGGGGAAAAAAUUAGGAACAACUUGCCUUACAAGUACAAGUAGGAUGUUUCUGAUAGCUUCUUCUUUAUGUUACCGAUUAAAGGUUCAACUUGCUGAUAAAGUUGCGAGAAGACUUGUUAAGUGCAAUCUUGCAUUUGCAAUAUGUGGGAUACAAAACCUAUUGCGUCAAAAGGAAUUCGAGGAUCCUUGUAUGUUUUGGUCCACCCUUGAUCCACAAGAGCAAGGAUGUUUUCUUAAGGCUUGUCAGUUGCUUGAUCCAAAAAGUGGCAAGAGUAUUUCAACAUUGUUUACCUGUGGAGUUGAUUGUGAGAACUUUGAUCUGAAAAAUAAUGGUCUUAGUGUAUUGCUUGUAUCUGGUAUACUCAUCACGAUGGGAAAAACUGCUCUUCAAACUCAGGAUACUCAGACAAAGAUGAUUCUUGGCAGUUUCAAGCUGAUUGCUGAGCGAACCGGCCAGGAAGACUGCCAACAGUUUGCCAAUAUAUUACUGUUGCCAAUUUACAAACUUUGUGAGGGAUUUUCUGGAAAGGAAGUUUCAGACGAUGUGAAGCAACGUGCAGAAAAAGUACGAAAAACAAUACAAGUCAAGAUUGGUACUCAGAAUUUUGUACAAGCGUACAAUCAGUUGAGGCAUGAUCUUGGAGAAAAAAGGUUCAAGAGGAAGCGAGAUGAUAAGCUGAUGGCUGUCACUGAUCCUAUCAGAAAUGCAAAGAGAAAAAUGAGAAUAUCUGCAAAACAUCAAGCCCAUAAAAAGAGGAAAAUGAUGGCAAUGAAGAUGAAUAGAUGGAUGCGUUAAUAGUUCAACAGAGAGGACACGGUUGACUUGCGCUUGUUGAUUUAGCUAACUUGGGUGUUUAUUUCGCAAGAAUGGCUCAUUGACUCCCAUCUAGGUAUCGAUAGGCAUUACAGCGAUUAACAUAGGAUGAUAAAUGGAGGAUUGAUUUAUUGAUUAUAAGAACUGUAUUUACUUGUAUAUAUAGAUUGAGAAUACCUAUCAGGGGAUCCAAGAGAGUCUUUCUGAUUAAAUUUUGUUAGAAUAUGCAAUAGUGAUCUUUGGUGUUCAAAUAUCAAAUUUUGGAUGAUUGAACCAUACGAAUGCACUCUCUAGGACCUUGAAGGACUAGUUUUGAAGAAGUUAUGUUAAGCUACAUGAGUACAACAACCAUAAUUAUAAUACCACCUCUAAGUAUUGUUGACAAGAAAAGGAUGGCAACUUGAUGGUUGUAACUUCUGAGA